AUGGAAAUAAUGAGGCGUGGUCGAGUUAUCUUGCAGAGGAGAGCACUCCCCCACUCAUCUUCGACUUCAAUCAGUGGGGCUUUCCCGACCAAUCCUCCACCCCGACCUACUCGACGAGGGUCUUCUGGUGUCCGACCUGCUCCCUUGGCUUGCCCUACUCGCCCGCGGACUGCGCGCCCACCCCGGCCGGCCACCCCUGUUCGUCCCCGGGCAGCCCGGCCUAUUACCCCGACACCUCUUCAAUCGGUUAAUCCUCCUUCAACUACCUAUAUCCCUGGUCGGGGCCGUGGUAGAAGGUCAGGCAACGUUUCCUACGCAAGCCCUGCUUUCAGAGAAGCUUCUCAAGCAGCUCGCCGGACCCUCUCCACAAAUGGCCGCCUGAGCCAGGAUGCCCCUUCUCCCUCUAGACGCAGGGCUAGAUCGCCUUCCGAUGAUUCUGACUCAGAUGACCAGCCGCUGGCUCAGAGACGUCGACGCCGAAACUCUCGCCCUGUGUCCAAAUCCAGCCCUUCUUCUGCCCCUUCUCCUUCACCUCUGGUGGCAGUCACCUCUCCUCCGCCUCCUGUCACAACCCCACCUCCUGUCUUCAUCCAGGCAAAUGUUUCACCUGAUCCCCCCACCAUUCCAACUGAGCCUUCCAUUGCUACAUCUUCGCCUCCAGCACAACCUCCUACUCAACCCUCUACAUCACAGCAGCACCAGAAUACUGAGGUCGACCCCUCGCGUCACUCUCCGCCAGUUACCUCACCUCCGGAGCCAUCUCCUAUGCCUCCAUCAGUUCCCUCUGGGUCAGCUGUUGGGCCUUCUAGCUAUGCCGUGGGGCCUUCACAACCGCCACCACCUGCCCCUCUUUAUUAUCGCACUACUGCUCCUUCAGAGGCUGGACUACAGUCAAGGCGUGAUGUUCCUACCAGCUCUUUGACCAUGAAGGGUCGCUUAGCCACUGUGUGGGAAGAGAGCAAGCGUCAGAUGGAACUUUUGCCGCCCCUUGCUCAGAUGGACAGAUUUUCUGAGCUAUACAUCAAGGCCUAUGCAGAAUCCUUGACGAUAAAUCAAUCCUUUCACGCAGCUCAUCAUCAAAAUAAGAUGCUGCAAGACAAGGUUGCUAAACUGGAACUGCAAUUGAAUGACCCUGUUCAGGCUAGCCAUGCCCUGAGGGCCGAAAUAAAAGAUCUGACAAAAAAGAAGAACAGUCUGGAAGUAUCCCUAGCGCAGGCCAACCAUAAACUCAAGGGUCUCCAGGCAGAGCAAAGCCGAGUCGAUGUGGUGCACCAGGAAAGUAUAGAUCAACAAGCUUUAGAGCAUCAACAAGCUAUGGACCAAUUGGCUCAAAAGCUACGUGCUGCCGAGGCUCUAGCACAGGAGCAAGACAAGAAGUUGAAAUCCCAGGAGGCCCAAUUGACCUCCCAAACAGAAGAACUGGCCACCACCCGGAAUGAACUGGCUCAGGCUCGGGCUACUGCAGAAGGAGUAUCGACAGCUUUGACCCUUUAUAAAGAAGGAGAGAACGACCGCUGUCAACAGAGCCGCGCUAUGUACUUGCGUUCUCCAGAAUUCUGCACCCAACCAGGUUAG
Messenger RNA from Zingiber officinale, 1575 nucleotides. Its product is annotated as formin-1-like. NCBI's taxonomy places the organism in Eukaryota, Viridiplantae, Streptophyta, Magnoliopsida, Zingiberales, Zingiberaceae. The record is from RefSeq and is a predicted model, not a curated record. The transcript has 2 exons. The coding region runs from base 1 to 1575 and encodes 524 amino acids.